Anopheles cruzii is the source of this 3414-nucleotide messenger RNA. RefSeq lists its product as uncharacterized. The record is from RefSeq and is a predicted model, not a curated record. Gene Ontology annotation, molecular function: chromatin binding. Gene Ontology annotation, cellular component: pericentric heterochromatin. The transcript is spliced from 5 exons. The coding region runs from base 1 to 2886 and encodes 961 amino acids. Gene Ontology annotation, biological process: negative regulation of transcription by RNA polymerase II; chromatin organization. Lineage: Eukaryota; Metazoa; Arthropoda; Insecta; Diptera; Culicidae.
AUGGGUAAGGAAAUCGAUCCGGCCGACAUAGGCAAACACGCCGACUUGAUCAAGAAGGCACAAUCGGACAUCGUCUACUCGGAUGUGCUCGUGUGUGGCCGCUGCCACACCGUCUUCCAUCUGGUGGAGCUGUUUCAAGAGCACAAAGAGAAUGAACCGGAAUGCCGGCGUGCAACGAACACGCUCCACCAGUGCGAUGAGGCGCAGGCCAAGGUGUGGGCCUUUCUGCUGUGGAAAUCGGCCCAACGUAACGCCAUCAGCAACGAAGGCGACAAAUCCGGCGGGAACAACUCGUGGAAGCUGUACCAGUCGUGGGUAAAGCUGGACGAAUCUGUGCGAGAUACGUGGAUCGUUGCCGGAAAAACGAUACAAUCCUUCACCAGGAUCGGCAGUGGCAAUCUGCAGGAGAUGCCGGUGAAAAUCACCAAAACUAUUCUGGAAACGGACUCAGGCAGAGCAUCCGGUGCAGCAAAUGCGGCAAAUCGGACCACACUGCAGGGCCGCAAACCGGGUGAUUUAAAGCCGCCGGUGAGCGGGCUUGGAUCGCCUGACGCGAAGCGUGCCACACCAGCAGGUGGCUUAGUCGGAGUACCCGGCAGAAAACCGGACCCAACCAACGCUGUCCUAAAGCCGCCUGUCACCAAACGUGCGUUCGCCAAGCGCACCUCUCCGAAGACGGGCGAAACCGUGGAGGAGGAAGUGGAGAAAAUCUUGGCCAAGCGCUUCAGCCCGGUAAUCAAGAUGCACGAGUAUCUUGUGAAGUGGAGUAAAAUGGGAAACGACCAAAACACGUGGGAGCCGCUUACGCACCUUCAUUCCUGCCAGAGUAUUCUCGAAUACUUCGAAGUGCAGCUGGCCAAACAAAAGGAGCAACGGGCGGCCACGGCAGCCCGCACCUUACAGCAGCAGCAGCAAAAUAAGGCGAAAACGGUCGGGACGCCUACGACGGCUGCGGCAUCGAAUACGGCCACGUUGGCGGCGGGUGUGACAAGAAGUCCGCUGUCACCGCAGCGUCCGGGACGCUUUUCUAAAACCAGCGCUCUCGAUCGGGUGAAAAUGUGGACCUCCGGAAACCGAUCACCGGGCGAUUCGGCUGACGGUGGUGGCGACGAUUCGGUUGGUAUCAAGCGCAAGCUGGAGGACACCGAUACCGACCACACCGGUGCCGACUCCACAGCGGACGGUUCGGGAAAGAGGGCCAAAACGGAACCGCACAUGGCCAUCAGCGAAGCUCUUAGCAAGGUUAGCCAGACUGGGAACGUGAAAAUUUUACCAGUGUCGGCUGCGGGCAGCAAAUCGUCGCCUUCCGGGGCCACGGUAAACGGUGCCGGGACAGGUGACGGUUCGCAGAAGACUGCGGACGCGGCCGAAGUGUUGAUUAUCAAGUCACCUCGCGAUAGUUCCGUUUCGAGUGGUAUCACUCGGAAACCGGGCGUUCAGUCCUCCGGAACAUCGCCACGAGGCGAAGCGAAGGUGAAGAUCGUGAACCGGUCAGAACCGGUAGCGCACGGAAUAUUCAAAGUGGGUACCGAUGCGGGAGCCGGUACGGCGCUGACUUCGCCACAUGUGGUCACUACUAGCGUGGCAGCUCCGGCGGCGGCGACACGCCCGGGACCUAUCGUCACCAACACGCCCAACUCCGUGGUGAGCGGUGACGUGACGACACGCUUCGUUCGCCGCAAUGUCGACGGAACGCAGCAACUGGUCAAGCAAACCAUUCGCAAAGCGACAAAGUUUGUUUCGAGCACACCGACCGCCCAACGGCCCGGCGGCGCGGUUGCCACCCGUGUUGUCGGUAGCGCGGUUGCCACACAACAGAAAACUGUCCCGUCGGUGACGACGUCGGUCGCUGGGGUGCAACAGCGGACAUCAACUUCACCACGGGUGGCCACCACCGGAACACCGGCCGCACGGGUUGGCGUGAAGGGUAACGCCGUCGGGGCAGGUGUUAUGCGAACGGCCAUAUCCACGACGCCGACGGUGUCGGCGGUUCCGGGCGCUUCCUCUGAGCAAAAGAUAAACGCCCUCCGCAAGCAGGGUCUGAAUGUGGUCAAGCGGUCCGUACCGGUCGGUAGUCCGGCAACGAAAAAAGUAACAGCUGGUAUGGCCACCAAGGCGGAAGAGGAUGAUGAAGCGCUAGGCGACGGAUUCCCGUCCAACCUGUCGCUACCAGCACCGCCGAGUCCGCCGCGUGCCCUAACCCUUUGCCCGGUGACCGGCAAAGUGUUGGGACAGGCGGAAGGCGAACCGACACCGGUUCCGAGCCCCGAGGAAACCGAAUCUGGCACACCGACCGACGAUAAAUCUGGCACCAGUCAUCAGAAAACGGAAUCGGGCGGGCUUGCCGAGCAGCAGCACCAGUUGACGGACCCGCAGACGGAGGUGCACCAGUUGCUGACCAACGAAGACGGCUCGCCGAUCAUCGUGGCCGGUGAGGACGGAACUCUGUACCAGGUGGCGGGCAAGAAUGCCGAGGGCCAAACGAUUUUGAUUGCGCAAGGUGCGGACGGUGAGCAGAGCUGUGUGCUGAUGGCGGCGCAGGAAGGAGAAGAUGAUAUCACGAAUGGCGCCGCGUCGGGGGUUCUCACGCUCGAUGCAGCGGUGUCCGAGGCGGUAGCUCAGGUAUCGCAAGAGGGUCAACAGUUGAGCGAGGAUCAGGUGGUACAGUUCCAGCAAGUAAGUGGCACCCCCAAUCAACAGCUAACGAUACAAACGGAGGACUCCCAAGAUGGUCAAAUAACGGCCGAAAUCGUGCAAGCGGGUCAACCCUCGCCCGGUGGUACGCGUCAAGUCGUGCUGAUGCUUCCCAAUGGCUCGUUCAUGAUGACGGAGGUAACCGAAGAGCAGUAUCAAUCACUGAACUUAAACAACCCCACAGAAGAAUAGACUUCAGUGAAUUGCGCUUAAGUCAUCUUCAUUCGUUACUUGUGUCGGUUUAUCUUUUUUGUCUUCAAUCAUUCGUUUCUCUAGAUUUCUAGGCGUAAGAGUAUGCGUGUGUAUUGUGUAUUUUUAAUUUUUUUAAUCAUUUCAUGUUACAACGGCACUAUACCGUCUAGUGUAAAAAUAUGUUCUAAGAAGUAACAGUAACUUUGCUAUUCUACCAGACAGGUUUCCGGACGUAACUGCCCGCUGCCAGAGUAACAUUAGUUUGCGAAGAGUAGGAUUUAAAAAAAACGAUUUUGACUUCAGACUGCCCGUUGUAGGGACACCUUUUCUCGUACGUUUGUCGCUUACCGAUUGCUGCCGUUAAGCAAUCAUCUUACUAAUAUAAACUAAACGCUCAGCAGCGUUAGCCUCAGAAGCAAAGACAUUGUCAUGGAGACAACUAUAUUUAGAAGGCGAUUCGUCUACUUCGGUAUAAUAUCCAAUUGAUGCACUAAUUUAAGUUCCCGUUAGGAUGUACCGAGUUCGGAA